AUGCAGACUUUUAAGACAGUGGAGACCCAGGUGCCCUUUCUGAAAGAGAGUUUCUUCACCACCACUUUCAAAGGCAGGAGGAAGAGCAGUGUGACCAGCCUCCUCCGUAAACAACAGAACUCCCUCCUCAACCAGCAACAACAACAACAACAGUGCAUUUUAGAGCAUCAGCAGCAGUCUCCAAAGCAAUUUAUUUCCCCAUCAUUCGAGAAUGAACAAGGGCAGCGCACUCCGGAACAUCAGCGCCUUGCUCGCUCGACCAGCAGCCCGUUAUGCAAGACAGCCGAGCGUGCAGGAGCAGAUGGGGAUAGAAAGGAGGGGCAAAAAGAGAGGAAGGAUGAGAGAGAGAGAAAGGCUGUGCAGGGUAGAGGGGGAGAGCGAGGAGAGAGUGGUAGCGAGCCCGCGGCUGUCAGUGCCAGUCCCCUCCUCCUUUCAUCAUCAGCAUCAGCGGCACUGGGGGAGGCAGCAUCAUUCUCACAGCUGCCUAUAACUGUGGUGGGCAGACAGCAGGGAUUAGGCAGCUCUGAUAGGGCUCUGACCAACAGAGCACCAGUAGCAGUAGCAGCUCAGGAGGGAGCCCAGCAUGCCAAGCCUCGACCCCAGCAGCAUGGCCUGUUAGCCAAGGGUGUCCGCCUGCUCAGGAACAUGGGGAACCAGGAAGCAAAGCAAAAGAAAGGAGGAGGGAAUGGAGGAGCGGCAGGGGAUGUCUCCGGUGAUGCAGAUGCUGACGACAGAGAAGUGGACAAAAAAUCGAAAAAGUCCCACAGUAAGACAAGUAAAAGCGGAGGGGACAAUAGUGGUAAGAAGAAAUCAAAAUCUGAGUCGAAGAGUUCUGUGUUUUCCAGCAUGAAGAUCAGGAAGAGUUUAUCAAAGGCGAAAGGGUUGUCUAAGGAUGACAUGUUGGAACAUGGGAGGUCAACACACUUGGGCAAAGCAGGGCUCAAUCCCGGUGCAGAGGCGAGCCUGUCAGCUGAUGACAUGGGCAUGCUAUCAGAUGUCGAGGGAGAUCUAUGCCGUUUAACCUCAGACAGCCACCAGUCUGUGCUGGAUGAAAUUGGCCGUAAGACAAGCUCAGAGUCGGAAGCUGACCUGUACAGUUUUCACUCAGCAGCAGCUGAAAAUGAAGACCUGCUCUCUGACAUCCAGCAAGCCAUAAGAGACCAAUGUGUGGCCAGUGACGGGCUGGAAAAGGUGACUAGCCACUUAACUCAAGGGUCGACAUCUGGGGGGAAGGAAGCCCCUGAGAAGGUCAUGUCCCACCAGUAUUUUAAUCUGGAUAAGGAUGUUUUCUCACCCUCUGCUGGUAGAGAAGUAAGUGAAGAGUAUAAGAAUUUAGAGAAUGACGGCUGUGUGUUACCCAUAUCAAGAAAUUCGUCUGGUCCAGGCUCUCUUAGUGAAAGUGGUCCAACAUCUUCAGGCCCAGACACAGAGAGAAGCAGUGGCAGCAUUCUCCCAAAGACCACCAGCACCUAUAGCUUCCCUGACACAACGGGGACUAGCACCUCAUAUGAGAGUGCUGAGGAGCCCCAGGAUGACCUGGAGAACUUUGCUCAGCAGCUCCAAGGUAAUCAAAGCAAAAACAUAUGUGUGCCAAGUGUCCGCUUGGAUCCCGUGGUGGCAGGAGUGGGACCAAUGGGGCCUCAAAAGAGUGUGAGCAGCAUGGAUCUGUCUAUGGAGAGGGAGGAGGAAGAAGAAACUGGGCGGCGGGACUUCCUGUCCCUAAAAAGGAGGAAGAGUAGUUUGUCUUUUAGUCAGCUGACAGCAGACAGCGCCUCUGUUUUUCAGUCUAGACGGACGUCCUCCACCACCUCCCCCUCAACUGUCAAACUCUACCCUCCUGUCCACCCCUCUUAUGUUAAGACCACCACCAGGCAGCUCACCUCUCCAAUUAGCUCCCCCAUCACCAGCCCCAAUGUGCCCAGGAAAACAGAAGUUUCAGCGGAAUCCAGUGGGGCUAAGGGGUUUAGUAGGCAAAAGAAGAGGUCUUCCUCCAUUGCCGGGCCUCUCGGUGAGUCUGCAGACUGGUUCACGGAGCUGGAUAAGAUCAGAGGAAGGCAGAGUGGUGGGGCCAAAUUUCCAGAGCAGGAGACACCAGAGAAGAAUUACACAGUGGGGACGUACUGGACCCUGGGCUCCAGGAGAGCACAUUGUGGACGGCAGUCCUCCAUUACCACAGUACCCUACCUGGAUGUCUUCUCUGGUCGCACUCUGUUGGAGUGGCUGUGUGCUCAUCGUGGCGAUGGGUCUACAGAGGAGGAGGCAAAGGAACUGUGUCACCGAAUGAUGUUCCAGGGCCUGUUGCACCCCUUCAGUGACAGCACAGCAGAGCUGCAUGCUGACAGCACUGCCCCUGCAGUGUUUAAUGAGGAGCAGCUGUACACCUGGGCUUCUGUAGGCCUCCCUGUGUCGUCUCACCUGUGGGAGCUCUACGGGGGACGAGCCACAGGCAGGGAGCACAGCUUGAGAUCUCCUUUGCAUCAAUCGUCAGCCAAGACGCCAGGAGCUCUACACUCUCAGACAGAAUCCAGCAGGUUAAAGUCCGGUCAGUCAUCCUCUGAGGAUGAAAGCUGUCUCAUCCCUCAGCUGGAGAGGACCAUCGAUGACCUGCGGAUUAAGAUCGCUGUGUUGCAGGGCCAGCAGGCCUCCUUGGCAAAGGGCAGCGGGGAUAAUAUGGGAGCUCUGGGCACUGCCCACCACAAGGCCUCACAGAUGAGAGGAGGGAGAUUGGGAAAGAUGAGCCAGGAGGUGUCUGUCCAGACCUCGCCAGUGGAGGAGGGGUUUAAGGUUGACGUGCCUUUCAACGGAGGAUCAGGCAGCGUGUCGUCUUCUGUUUCAUCCUCCAUCCCCAAAUCUACAGAGAGCUUUGUCUGCACGUGCCAGCAGCGGCAACAGAGCAGUGCCCCGCCACCUCCCCCUCCCUUCUCUGGAGGCAGGGCCCCACCUCCACCACCACCACCUUUACCAGGGGGUGGCGCUCCUCCUCCACCACCACCACCUCCCCCGCCCCUACCCGGGCUUGGACCUUGUCCACCACCUCCACCACCUCCUCCUCCUCCCCCGCCUGGUUUUGGACCUCCACCACCUCCUCCUCCCCCGCCUGGUUUCGGACCUCCACCCCCACCUCCUCCUCCGCCGGGUAUGGGCCCUCCUCCACCACCCCCUCCACCUGGAAUGGGCCCCCCUCCUCCACCGCCACCCCCAGGCUUUGGGCCUCCACCACCACCAGGCCCCAUGCCCUCCAUGAUGGUCCAGGAAGCUGCCCCUGCCAAGGCUGUGAUAGAGCCCCCCAAGCCAAUGAAGCCACUCUACUGGACACGCAUACAGCUGAAUGCUAAAAAGGCUAGUGGCUCACUGGUGUGGGAGACAAUCGAGGAGCCAACUGUGGACUUUGAAGAAUUUGUGGACCUGUUCUCCAAAAGUGCUGUUAAGGAGAAAAAAAAGCCGAUUUCAGACACAAUUAGCAAGUCCAAGGCCAAGCAGGUGGUGAAGCUGUUGAGCAACAAGCGUUCGCAGGCUGUGGGUAUUCUGAUGUCCAGCAUCCAUCUUGACAUGAAGGACAUCCAGAAUGCCGUCCUAAAUAUGGACAACACUGUCGUUGACCUGGAGACUCUGCAAGCCCUUUAUGAAAAUAGAGCUCAAAGUGAUGAGCUGGACGGCAUUAAAAAGCAUAUAAAAUCAUCCAAAGACAAGGAGGACACCAAACCACUGGACAAGCCUGAACAGUUUCUAUUUCAGUUAUCCCAAAUCCCCAACUUCUCUGAACGAGUGUUCUGCAUCCUGUUUCAGUCAACUUUCCAUGAAUGUAUCACCUCAAUCCUCCGCAAAAUAGAAAUCCUUCAGAGAGUAUGCAAGACUCUCCAGGGUGGUAAGUGUGUGAUACAGGUUCUUGGCCUGGUGCUGGCUUUUGGCAACUUCAUGAACGGAGGUAAUCGGUCUCGAGGGCAGGCUGACGGCUUCACCUUGGACAUUCUGCCAAAACUGAAGGACGUUAAGAGCAGUGAUAACUCCCAGAGUCUUUUGUCCUACAUCGUUGCUUACUAUCUAAGGCACUUUGAUGAGGAUGCUGGCAGAGAGACGUGUGUCUACUCUCUGCCUGAGCCGCAGGACCUUUUCCAGGCUUCCCAGAUGAAGUUUGAGGACUUCCAAAGAGAUCUGCGCAAGCUGAAGAAAGACCUCAAUGCGUGCUCAGCCGAGACAGAGAAAGUUUGCAAGUUGUCUUCUGAAGAGAACCUGCAACCAUUUAAGGACAAGAUGGACACAUUUCUUAGCCAAGCCAAGACUGAACUGGAAUCACAGGAGACACAGCUGGCAGACACUCAGAAGAUAUUCUUGGAGUUGAGCGUGUCCUUCUCCGUUAAACCCAAGGCGGGAGAGAAAGAGGUCUCUCCCAACACUUUCUUCUCCAUUUGGCACGAGUUUUCCACCGAUUUCAAAGAGCAGUGGAAGAAGCAGAAUAAGCUGAUGCUACAGGAACGGGUCAAAAUGGCUGAAGAGUGCUUCAAACAGGCCAAGGAGAAGGCUUCCUACAAUGUGAAACCCAAACAUGCAACUGGAAUAAAAGCAAAGCUGGGUCAGAAGAUCUGAAGCAGAGAACGGAAAAUUAUCAUCACCCAGCCUAUUGCACAACCACCGUUUGUACAAUCUGACGUGACUCAUCAGUCACUUUUACAACAUUUAUGUGCUUCCGGUAUUUGUUUUCAAUAAAUUAAGACCUGUUGUUCAUUUGUGAAUUCAAAGAGACUAUUAUGUUGUUUAAAAGUGUGAUGAAAAAUUAUAUCCUAAUAAUAAUUAUAUCCAUAAUUAAAUGAAAUUUUGCCACCAAAGGAAAUUCUUAAGCUGAGAUGAUUAAAUAUAGUUGAGUAAUUUGCGAGAAAAUGAUCAGUGGAGUACACGUUACAUCCAAGCUUUCUCAGUAUUUUAUAAGCCAUAUGUAGCCUGUUUUCUUUUUUAGUGCAAUCCCCAGGCCAUUUUUACUUGGAAGGCAUGAACACUUCCUCUUUAUAUCUCCAUUAAUGAUGAAAAGCACAGGAUUUUAUAACAUUUCUACACGGUAGGUAAUAAAUACCUGCCAAACAGAAAGUGCCUUAUCGCACAGUGGAGGGGUUACAUGAGUGCUGUAGAACAGAGCUUAUUUUUGAGACAUAUCAUCUGUAAUUAAAUGUUACACAAAAAGAAGAGAAAUCUGUUUUACACUGACUGAAACAUGACAAAUUUAAUUUUCUCAAUAGUUUCAACAAGUUUGUUUAAUGCCCAGUGAUAAAUUAACAUGUUUACAAACAGCAGCUCCUCUAUUGUUGUUUAAUGUCUUUUCAACCAAAAAGGCCAUGCAUACCUAAGUGUGAUCUGAUAUAGAGCUACUAUUGUUUUAUUCAACAGUAUUGUCAACAUGCUUUUGUUUUAAGUAAAAUCCUAUGCAGUUAGUUUUGCCUUUCCUAUUCUAUGUGAGUGUGUGAACUCCCAUAUGCAAAUGGAGCAAUAGGACCAUGUGACGUGACGUUCAUGUGCAAUACCAACAAUGUGUUUAGAUUGAAUACCCUUGACCAUGAAAAUAAUAUAUUUAUUGAAUAAAAGAAAUUACAUAAAUUUUUAAUG
Messenger RNA from Centropristis striata (black sea bass), 5592 nucleotides. RefSeq names its product formin 2a (gene fmn2a). Gene Ontology annotation, biological process: intracellular transport; actin nucleation; intracellular signal transduction. Gene Ontology annotation, molecular function: microtubule binding. Gene Ontology annotation, cellular component: actin filament; nucleus; endoplasmic reticulum membrane. NCBI's taxonomy places the organism in Eukaryota, Metazoa, Chordata, Actinopteri, Perciformes, Serranidae. The coding region runs from base 1 to 4584 and encodes 1527 amino acids. The transcript is spliced from 17 exons. The record is from RefSeq and is a predicted model, not a curated record.